GAUUAUCUGGUCCUGUUUUAGGGGCACAAAUCUGAGGUAACAGUAGCGUUAACAUUGCUAAGUAAGUUUGGUAGAGCCAACUUUGGCGCCUUGGCUGCUUUCCACAACACUUCGUGGAUGAGACUGCUGACACUGCCUCUCAGUGCCCAGACGUGACCAUUUGCAGAACCACAGGGCUUAUCCAUCCUGAUAUGAUCACAGAACAACAUCAGAAAGCAAUUAUCAUGUGUUCUUCUAUCAUAAUAGUCUAAUCUCUCCUGUCGAUAAAUCACCACAAGAUUUGGUGUCAAGUGCUUCCGGACAUACAGAGAAGAUGACCACUUAAGCCCUCAGGGACUGCAAGGUAACAGUGGAAAAAAAAUAGCAAAAAGUGGCCAAAGUCAAAUACAAAACAAAGGAGGAGGAUGCCCCCUGAUAUCCAGGCCGUGGUGCGUGCUACCCAAGCCUGGCUGCAGUCCUCCUGGCACGUCCAGGUUCCCUUUGCCUGGUUGGAGGCCUGCGUGGAGUGGCUGCAGGAAGAGGCAGGAGGAACGGGUCGUCUGUCACAGCAGCAGAUCAACCAACAGGCGCUGGACCAGUGGCUGUUGACAGACCUGAGGGACCUGGAUUACCCUGUUCUCCCUGAGGGGCUCAGUCAGGCCCAGAAGACUGAACUCAGCGGCACCUUCUGUGUCCAGAUUGACUCAUUACUGGACAUCAGUCAGCCUGCGUAUACUCAGCUGCAGGCGUUGAGGGGUACAGACUGUCCAAAUGACGAAGAGUCUGCAGUCACGCAGGCCACCCAGAGGCCCUGGGAAACCAGACCAACCCGGAUGCUACUAUUGCAGGUGACAGAUGGAGUCCAGAGCUUGGAGGCCAUGGAGUAUCAGUCUAUCCCUGCACUCAGCACAGCUCUCAGGCCUGGUGUGAAGCUGCAGUUGCACGGGCAGAUGGUUUGCAGACUUGGGGUGCUUCUGCUGGGGCCGUCCAACAUCAAAGUCCUGGGUGGUGAGGUCGAGGACCUGGUUGACCGGAAUAACCAGGGCAGGGUCCUGUGUAGGACGCUGGGAGUUCCUGAGGAGCAGCAACAGCAGCAGCAGGAGGGCGAGGAGGCCCAACCAGUACAACAAGGCAACCAGGAAAUGGAGGAUCUAGAACUAGGUGACGCAGAGUUGUUGGCCAGUCUGGAAGCCCAGGAAGAGGUGGGAAGGGUUCAGGUUGGGCCUGUUCGAGACAGUGGCUAUGGGACUCUCAGCGAGACCUCCACUCAAUCCUCGAGAAGCUCCUUUGUCAGGAGCCUUGUGUCUACAGCCUCAUCCAGACGUGAAGCCUCUGUCCAUUCUCACAGAAGUGAUUUUACCCAGAGCAACAGAGGUGGUUCAGCCCAAGAUCGACACCACGGUAACGAACAAGAGGAUUCUGACCUCUUUGACCCCGUACCUUCUGAUCACUUGAUUCAGCCAGAGAUCCCAGAUCACAACAUGGCAGACGAUGACUUUCCUGAUGACGAUCUUCCUCUGGAUGAGUUGUGUGACAGUGUGAUUUUUCAAGAAAGUACAAAUGUUACUGACAGCAGUCACAGAAGCACGCCACAGGACAACAGCACGAUAACAGGAAAUCCUAAUCGAGCAACGAAACCCCAAACUUCGAACGGCUCUGGGUCACGGCUCGGUUCUAGCAACUCCAGAUCCCCCACGCAGAAAAGAGACUAUCAAGGCUGUACUAAAGGAGCUACGGGGCAGUUAUCUGCAGCAACCUCCGCACCCUUCUUUUCCCCGGCUGCUUUAGAGCCAUCACAUGAAUUAGAAUUUCUUACUAAUGAUGAGAGUAAUUUCAUGGAUGAAGACAUGGACUGCUUUCUCGCAGAGGUAGAAAUGAACACACUGCAAACUGAGAGGAUUGGAGGGCCAAAUCAGCUCUCUGUUCAACACGGAUGUAGAGACAGAGAGAGCUCUACCAACAAAGCAGAAACUUUAGGCUCAUGUCGUAGACUUGGCAGCGACUCAUCAAGAAGUGUAACACCUCAGGGGCAAAUCUACACCUCAAGCGCUGCAGAAUUUGAUAGACUAUCUGCUAAAAAAGAUCCACAGAGUGACAGCUCAGUCCCUGCUCUCACUCUGACCUCUCUACCUUUUACAUAUUUGUGCUUGCUGGAUGAGAUGAUGUCCAAACCACACCCCCACACCACAGAGAUCCAUGUCAAAGCUUUCAUUGUGACUCUUUUGGGGAAGCUGAGCAGCAACAGCGGCCUUUGGCGCGUCUGCGCUACAAUAUCCGAUGGAACUGAUUACCUGGACGUGGAGCUGUCCGAUGAGGUUCUUACAGGCCUGCUGGGCUUCUCGGUGGCGGAGAAGGGGGCUCUGAAGCGUGACCCGGCCCGCAGGGGUGAGCUGGACACUGGGAUGAGGAGAUGUCAGGAAGAGCUGGUGGACAUGUGCUGCGUUAUGACUAUCCUGGUCCAACCAGAGGGCAGAAAAGCUGUGGUGACCAAGGCAGAGCCCGUCAGUGAGAAAGUACUCCAGGAGCUGGAGCAGAGGGCGAAAGACAGGAGAAAAUAAACACAGAGGACUGGUUGAGGGGAUGUGGGUGAUAAUGAGAAAAUUACAGACAGUGGAGAAAUAUAUUACCCUUAAGCAGAGAUGAAAAAUUGCCAAUGAAACUGAGGCAAAUAUAACAUUGCUUAUCAGCAUUGCCUUAAACAUACAACGUCAUGUGAUGAAACUAAGGUGUUUUUCAGGAUUGGUGAUCAACCUGCCCCUCUGCUUCAGAUUUGGAGAGCAGAAUGUGUGAACUGGAUGUCUGAUGAUCAGCAAGCAAUGUGUUGCAAUGCAUCCAUCUGCUAUAUGUGAAUGUGACAUUCUGUCAUUUUUAUUAGAGGAUUUCAUUCAUCUAUUCUGCGUCACUCCCGACAAAGUAAACAGAUUAAAGAUGGAAAAAUGCAAUCUAUCCUUAAUUGUAUGUAACGUUUAAAACUCUGCGAAGAGAAGAGUGAAGCAUGUGGGAUGAGAGAAGGGAAUCGGGGUAAAGAAAUAGUUCAUAUUCUGAUUGUUGUAAUGAAUUGCCAGCCUUUGCAUUCAUUCAGUACAUCAAUUACUUCUGACUGAAAAAUGAUUGAAUAUCCAAGGGCAGCGUGGGUCUUUAAUAAACUCCCCCAGAGGAGAAUGAGAGGAAAGGAAGAUAAAGGAGAGACCUUGAGCUUCGAUUAUUUCUGUUCAUUAUAGAGCCUCAUCUGUGUUUUUGUCUUUGAUGAUUACAUAUACCACACAUUUGAUGUUUGUCUGUAUUUACUGUAUAUUGAAAAAAUUGAUCCUGAAGGUUUUAUAAUUUUCUUUCGCUCUCUUUGACUAAUAAAACAUGCUUGAAGUAAGA
Morone saxatilis (striped sea-bass) is the source of this 3348-nucleotide messenger RNA. RefSeq names its product RMI1, RecQ mediated genome instability 1, homolog (S. cerevisiae) (gene rmi1). The transcript has 10 exons. The coding region runs from base 405 to 2537 and encodes 710 amino acids. NCBI's taxonomy places the organism in Eukaryota, Metazoa, Chordata, Actinopteri, Moronidae. The record is from RefSeq and is a predicted model, not a curated record. Gene Ontology annotation, molecular function: nucleotide binding. Gene Ontology annotation, cellular component: nuclear body; RecQ family helicase-topoisomerase III complex. Gene Ontology annotation, biological process: double-strand break repair via homologous recombination; resolution of meiotic recombination intermediates.